UUUGGAUCUUCUCCUCCCCACCGUUAUCAUGGGCUUUGCUUUAGAGCGCUUCGCGGAAGCCGUGGACCCGGCUUUCCAUUGCCAGCUGUGCAGCCAGGUGUUGGAGGAGCCCGCGUGCACGCCUUGCGGGCACGUUUUCUGCGCCAGCUGCCUGCUGCCCUGGGCGGCGCGGAGGCGCCGGUGCCCGCUGGAGUGCCAGCCGCUGGAGCCAGGCGAGCUCUACCGGGUGCUGCCGCUGCGCAGCCUGGUCCAGCAACUGCGAGUGCAGUGCGACUACCGUGCGCGGGGCUGCGGCCACACCGUGCGCCUACGGGAGCUGGCGGCUCACGUCCAGAGCUGCGCCUUCGGCCCUGCCAGCGGCUGCAGCCGCCACUGCCCAGGCGGCUGCGGAGGCGGCGAGGAGGAAAGGCACCAGGAAAUCACGACCCUCCCAAGUGGAGACAAGCGUGAGGGGCCCCCGGGGUCCCGGGAUCGGCCUCGGGUUGCCCCCUGCAGGCGCUUGGGGAAGACGCUGCGAACGCAGCUCGGCUUGUUGCAGCGCAGGUACCAGAAGUUGGCCCGGUACAUGGCGCACACACGCAACUUGGUCCGGGACACAGGAGGCCGCCGCCGGGGUGGAGACCAGAAGUCACUCACUGUUGUGUUAGAAAGAGAAGAUGAAGCUUUGGGAUUCAACAUAAUAGGAGGCAGGCGGAAUCAGAAUCACCCGAAGCAAUCAUCUACGGAAGGGAUUUAUGUUUCAAAAAUUUUAGAAAAUGGACCUGCAGACAGAGCAGAUGGCCUGGAGGUUCAUGACAAAAUCAUUGAGGUCAAUGGCAAGGAUCUGUCAAAGGCCACCCAUGAAGAGGCAGUGGAAGCUUUCCGAACCGCCAAGGAGCCCAUCGUGGUGCAGGUGUUAAGACGGACUCCCCUCAGCCGACCGACAUACGGCAUGGUCCCGGAAGUCCAGCUCAUGAAUGCCAGCACACAAACGGACAUCACGUUUGAACACAUCAUGGCCCUGGCCAAACUUCGACCCCUCACUCCUCCAGUGCCAGACACCUGUCCCUUUCUGCUUUCAGACAGCUGCCACUCUCUCCACCCAAUGGAGCACGGAUUUUAUGAAGACAAUGAGUACAUCCCCAGCUUGCCGGCUGAGGCAGAGAGAGCAGAAGACUUCGAGUACGAGGAGGUUGAGCUGUGCCGUGUUAGCAGUCAAGAGAAGCUGGGCCUGACGGUCUGCUACCGCACCGAUGAUGAAGAAGACAUGGGCAUUUAUGUCAGCGAGGUUGACCCAAAUAGCAUUGCCGCCAAGGACGGCCGGAUUCGAGAAGGGGAUCGUAUUUUACAAAUAAAUGGGGAAGACAUCCAGAACCGGGAAGAGGCCGUGGCUCUGCUGUCGAGCGAGGAGUGUAAGAGGCUUGUGCUCCUGGUCGCCAGGCCCGACAUGCAGCUCGAUGAAGGCUGGCUGGAAGAUGAAAGGAAUGAAUUCUUAGAGGAGUUAAACUCAGAGGUGCUGGAGGAAGAACAUAAUGAAGGGGCCCAGUGCACAGCCAAGGAGCUACAGCAGCCAAAGAAGCAGGAAGAAGAAGAAGGCACAACGGACACGGCCACAUCUUCUUCCAACAACCAGGAGAAGGACAGCGGAGUGGGGCGCACGGAUGAGAGCUUGCGGAACGAUGAGAGCUCGGAGCAGGAGAAUGCAGCCGAGGACCCGCACAGAACGUCUUUGAAGAGCAAGAGAGCGCUGGGGCAGAGCCAAGACACCCUAGGCAGCCUUGAGCUUCAGGGCCACGAGAGUUUUGCUGGUGGAGACUGCUUGGACUCCGACUGCGCCAGCAACCACGAGGUGUGUGAAGGAUUCCAGCAGCUGCUGGAGCUUAAGAUUCGAAACCACGGAGACUAUGACCUGUAUUACUCCAGCAGCACGAUUGAGUGCAACCGAGGGGCGCAGGACGGGGUGGAGCAUGAGCUGCAGCUGCUUAACGAAGAGCUCAGAAACAUUGAGCUGGAGUGCCAAAACAUCAUGCAGGCUCACAGGCUCCAGAAAGUGACGGACCAAUAUGGAGACAUCUGGGCACUGCAUGACGGAGGAUUCCGAAACUACAACACCAGCCUGGAUACGGCGAGGGGAAAACUGGAUGACAUCAUGGAACAUCCCGAAAAGUCAGACAAGGACAGCUCAAGUGCAUACAACACGGCCGAGAGCAGCAGGAGCACUCCGCUGACUAUAGACCGAUCGCCCGACAGCUCCCUUCCACGAAUGAUCAACCUCGCCAAUAAGAAAAAUCUGAGAAGCACAAUGGCAGCCCAUCAGUCCGCUUCCAGAUCGAGCACCAAUGAAUAUACAUCUACCCAUGUCAAAACAACCGACGAAGGCUGUAGCAUUGAAAGCCUGGAGAAGAGUCUAGAAACUCACCAGCUGCCGGAUCAGGACAACACAGUCAAUGAGCCCACUCCCUAUCUCUCUCCUUACCACAGCUCCGCCUACAGAUAUGCCAACAUCCCAGCACAUGCCCGGCACUAUCAAAGCUACAUGCAGUUAAUUCAACAGAAAUCUGCCGUGGAGUACGCCCAGAGUCAGCUCAGCUUGGUGAGCAUGUGCAAGGAAUCGCAAAAGGGCUCAGAGCCCAAGAUGGAAUGGAAGGUAAAAAUUAGGAGUGACGGGACUCGGUACAUAACAAAGAGACCAGUGCGAGACCGAAUUCUGAAGGAACGUGCCUUAAAGAUCAAGGAGGAGAGGAGCGGCAUGACCACAGACGACGACACCAUGAGUGAGAUGAAAAUGGGGCGCUACUGGAGCAAGGAAGAGAGAAAGCAACACCUGGUCCGGGCCAAGGAGCAACGCCGGCGCAGGGAGUUCAUGAUGCGGAGCCGCCUGGAGUGUCUCAAGGAGAGCCCGCAGAGCAGCGGCGAGGGCAAGAAGGAGUUGAGCAUCAUUGAACUGAGCCACAAAAAGAUGAUGAAAAAGAGAAACAAGAAAAUCUUGGAUAACUGGAUGACAAUCCAAGAACUGAUGACCCACGGAGCCAAGUCUCCAGAUGGCACAAGAGUCCAUAAUGCCUUUCUGUCGGUGACCACCGUAUGACCAGGCGAAUGGGACAAGUGGCUUACGGAGCACGCUACCAGUUUCGGUAGAAUAUGAUUGCCUCGUUCAAUGUGGCGUUUUUAUAUAUAUUUUGUGACUUUACAGUUUAAAUUUUUUGUAAGCAAAAAUACCUACCUGGUACUUUUUAAUUUGUUUUUCAUAUGCUGGUACCUUCUUUGGCUAAUAUCUUUCCUUAACUUGUGAUAUAUUCAUAGCACUCAUUUAUAGAAAAAGACAAAACAAUGAAAAAACAAAGGAAAGGAAAAAAACUCGAACAAAAACUAAGGCUCUAAUUAAUUUCCUAUUUUAAUGUAUCUACUGUAAGUUAAAAUCUGGAUUUAUUUCUCUAAUUUUCUUAUUUUCUAUUUUAAUAAUUCAAUGCCAAAACACAUCUAUGCUUACUCCCUGGCAUAGUGAAUACUAAAUCAAAUCUGCUCAUAAACUACAUGCCGCAUCUUGUCUUAUACAUGGAAUAACACCCCUUUUAACGGCCUUGUGUACAUUUAACACAUUAAUGGCGGUUGUCUUUGUCUCAGUAAAGUGUGGGUGGACAAUCUUCCUGUGAUAUGUAGUGACACUGGUCAUGUAGCUAGAUAAUUGUGGUAAUUUUGUGAUGAUGAAAAAUAAAUUAAUUGAAAUUAUUGAUUAUCCUUAAGAAACGUUAUCAAGAACUGUUAUUUUCCUUGUCCACUGUGGUUAACAUGUGUAGCUGUACAUAUGCUAUUAGAAGACUUAAUUGUGAAUUACAAAUUGUACACUUUUUCUAUCACCUUUUUUUCCAAUAAAG
Messenger RNA from Myodes glareolus (Bank vole), 3854 nucleotides. RefSeq names its product PDZ domain containing ring finger 4 (gene Pdzrn4). The record is from RefSeq and is a predicted model, not a curated record. Lineage: Eukaryota; Metazoa; Chordata; Mammalia; Rodentia; Cricetidae. Gene Ontology annotation, molecular function: protein binding.